AUGUCCGCCCCCGACGCCGGAGCCAAGCCAGAACUACAACGAUGGCACGUCACGGAGCCGUACUUGAACCUCCGGUGCGGGCUAGGCGAGGGCCCGUACUACGAGGAGGCGAGUCACAGCCUGCGAUUCGUGGACAUCAAGAAGAAGCGGGUGCACGUCGUGGACUUGGCUAAGAUCCCUUACCCCAACCCGAACCCCGACGUGGAUCCGAGCCCGAGCUCGGCCCCCUCCGUCGUCCUCAGCGGCGGCGGCGGCCUCGAGACCUUCCAGCUCGACACGCCCGUGUCCGUCACCGCGGACAUCGAGGGCGUUGACCCGCGCGAGCGCAUCCUCAUCGGGGUCAAGUACGGGCUCGCCGUGCUGGACCGCCGCACCGGCGCGUACGAGUACGUCGCGCGGUUCGGCGCCGAUAAGGACGACGAGCGCUUGCGUGCCAACGACGGCGCGGCCGAUCCCCACGGCCGCUUUUGGCUCGGCGCUAUGUCCGACUUCGGAUACGACUUGCGGCCUGAAGGCUCCGUAUUCCUGUUCGACGGCACGCGCCCGGCGCGGACCAUGCGGCACCCGGUGGCGAUCCCGAACUCGGUCGGGUGGUCGCCGGACCGGCGGACGCUGUACCUGACGGACUCGACGGCGCGCACGAUCCACGCGUACGACUACGACCCCGUCGCGGGGGGGAGCGCGCCCCGCGACCGCCCCUUCUACGUGCACCCGGGGACCGGGGAGCCCGACGGCUUCCGCGUCGACGUCCAGGGGAACCUGUGGCAGGCCGUGUACGGCGAGGGCCGCGUGCUGAAGAUCUCGCCCGAGGGGAAACUCGUCGGCGAGGUCCGGCUGCCGACCAGGAACGUCACGUGCACCCAGUUCGUCGGCACCGAGCUGUUCAUCACGACGGCGGGGAUGGAGGAAGGCGAGGGGAUGCCCGAGGAGGUUAGGCUCAGCGGCGCGCUGUUUAGGGUCGAUGUUGGCGUUAAGGGGCUGGAGCCCUUCCCGUUCAAGCUAAAUUAG
Molecule: messenger RNA, 1008 nt
Organism: Daldinia caldariorum
Lineage: Eukaryota; Fungi; Ascomycota; Sordariomycetes; Xylariales; Hypoxylaceae
Product: regucalcin
Exons: 2
Coding region: 1-1008 (335 amino acids)
Biological process (GO): L-ascorbic acid biosynthetic process
Molecular function (GO): calcium ion binding; gluconolactonase activity
Source: RefSeq, a predicted model, not a curated record